Emys orbicularis (European pond turtle) is the source of this 2295-nucleotide messenger RNA. RefSeq names its product AFG2 AAA ATPase homolog B (gene AFG2B). The coding region runs from base 1 to 2274 and encodes 757 amino acids. The transcript has 8 exons. NCBI's taxonomy places the organism in Eukaryota, Metazoa, Chordata, Testudines, Emydidae. The record is from RefSeq and is a predicted model, not a curated record. Gene Ontology annotation, molecular function: ATP hydrolysis activity; ATP binding.
AUGGCGGCUGUUCUCCUAAAGCUGCUCCCUCUAGACCCAGGGGACGAAGGCACGCAAAGAUGCAGGAUGGGACCUGCCACGUUAUCCACUCUGGGAGCCAGGCUCGGAUCCCCACUUAGGAUCACGGUUCCUGGUGGCUGCUGUUUGUGCACCGCCUGGCCCAGAAAUGAUUUGGCUGAUGGUUACCUGCAGCUUGAUCUGAAAUGUAAAACUUCAGGUUUAGCUGCAAGCAAGUUGAAAGGUCUUGUGCUGAGUGUCAGUCACUUGAAGCUUUUGGCCUGUCACCAGUUGAGAAAAGUAACAGUGAAAGUGGUCCUUAAGAACCUUGCCCUGAAAAAAUCCACCCCAGAAGCAACACUACAGGAGAUAGUCAAAGAGCUGCUGAGAAAUGUGUAUGUUUCUCUUCACCAUGUUGUUACUACUGCCCCAAUUCCUGGAAAUCCAGUGGUGUGUGUUGAAAUACUGGCUGUAGAUGCUUCCACAGAACAAGCUGGCCUGAUAGCUCCCAAAACUAAUAUAAACAUUAAAGAAGUAGUCACUUUAGAAUGGUACAGACACUUGUCAAAGGACACUGCAAAAAUUUCAGCUGCAGGAAUGGAUGAUUUGGGCAGCUCUUUGAAAGAGAUGAUUGUUUUGCCUUUCCAUUUUCCCCAAACCUUCAAGAAGUUGGGUCUUUCUGUCCCUCGUGGAGUACUGUUGGUGGGCCCUCCAGGUGUGGGGAAGACUCUUCUCAUAAAGGCAGUUGCAAGGGAAGUGGGGGCAUAUUUGCUUUGCAUCAGUGGUCCAGCUAUAUAUGGCUCAAGGCCUGGAGAAAGUGAAGAGAAUUUGCGAAGAGUUUUUGAACAAGGCAGGGAAUUGUCCAGUGAAGGACCAACCAUUCUCUUUAUUGAUGAAAUUGACUCUUUGUGCCCUAAACGGGGAAGUUCAAACAGCAUCCCUGAAAAUCGUAUUGUUGCUCAAUUGUUAACUCUUAUGGACGGCAUAGGCAGUGAAAAUGAGAUGGUCAUCAUGGCAGCGACAAACAGGCCCGAUGCCUUAGAUCCUGCACUGAGGAGACAUGGUAGAUUUGACCGAGAGGUUAUCAUUGGGACACCAACACUUAAACAGAGAAGGUCUAUUCUACAGUUGAUUACUUCUAAUAUGCCUAUUUCCACUGAUGUUGAUUUGAUCAACCUAGCAGAAAUGACAACUGGAUAUGUUGGAGCUGAUCUUACAGCACUCUGCAGAGAAGCUGCUAUGCAGGCUGUCUUCCACAGCUGUUUGGAUUCAGUUCGUACGUUGAUUAACAUGGCAGAUUUCCAUGAAGCUUUUAAAAAGAUUCAGCCAUCUUCCUUUCGAAGCAGUGUUGGACUAACUGACUUUAAACCUGUUACCUGGGAACAAAUUGGUGGUCUUGAAGAUGUGAAAUUAAAGUUAAAACAGAGUAUUGAGUGGCCUAUGAAGUUUCCUCAGGCUUUUGUGAGGAUGGGACUGUCUCAGCCAAAGGGUAUUCUCCUAUAUGGGCCACCAGGAUGUGCCAAAACCAUUCUGGUGAAGGCUGUGGCCACAAGCUGCCAUUGUUCCUUUCUUUCUGUUAGUGGUGCUGACCUUUUUUCACCUUAUGUUGGAGAUUCAGAGAAGAUUUUGUCUCAGGUUUUUCGCCAAGCAAGAGCACAUACUCCAGCAAUAAUAUUCCUGGAUGAGAUUGAUUCUAUCCUAGGAUCUCGAUCAGCCUGCAAAACUGGACAUGGUGCCCCAGAGAAGGUUCUUUCUGUCCUUCUUAAUGAAUUAGAUGGUGUUGGCAUUAAAGUCACAGAGAGAAGAGGAAAUAAAUUACAGCUUGAAGGUGAUUGUCAAGAACAAAAUGAAAAGGAGAGACAGAUAGAGUUUCAAGAAGUUUUGAACAAAGAUGUCAUGAUAGUCGCUGCAACAAAUAGACCAGACAAGUUGGAUGAUGCCUUGUUGCGCCCUGGAAGGUUAGACAAGAUCAUCUAUAUUCCACCUCCAGAUCAGAAGGGAAGGCUUUCUAUUUUGAAAAUUUGCACAGAAAAAAUCCCAAUAGAUUCUGAUGUGUCAUUAGUACACCUAGCAGUUCAAACCAAACUCUUUUCUGGAGCCGAUAUUGAAAAUCUCUGCAAGGAGGCUGCUUUGCAGGCAUUACAAGAGAAUGGACUUGAAGCAACUAGUGUGAAACAUGAGCAUUUUGUAAAAUCACUGAAGACUGUAAAACCAUCAUUAACCCUCACAGAUUUGGAUUUUUAUGAAAAAUUAUUUAAUAAGGAAGUAUCCUCUUAAAUCAGAAAAAUCUGAAGAAUG